Molecule: messenger RNA, 835 nt
Organism: Loa loa (African eye worm)
Lineage: Eukaryota; Metazoa; Nematoda; Chromadorea; Rhabditida; Onchocercidae
Exons: 7
Coding region: 1-717 (238 amino acids)
Source: RefSeq, a predicted model, not a curated record
AUGAAAGAACCAUCCUUCACUUCACUGAAUAUCCCUGCCUCACAAAGCGCACAAAGCUCCGAACAGUUGUAUCGUCCAGUUUUCCAAAAAGUCAACUCGCAGACAAUGACCACCGAACGAAUAAGGAAUCGGCCACCUCCACCGGCCUAUCAUGAAGUAAUUGAACAACGUUUCACUUCUUUAUCUAGACAGAAUACGUCAUCCUCAUCAUUAACAGCAUUACAAUCAUCGAGUACUUCCAUCGAUGAUCAGUGGCGUCUUAUCAACGGUAUAACAUCUCAGCCAACCAAUCCGGAUAGCAGUGGUGUUUUGACAAGAAAAUUGAGCUCUAAUGCUUUGGAAGAACUGAUUCAAAACCAGAAGCAAGUUAUCGAUGAACAGAAAGCUUAUUUAGCGAGACUGGACCUUGCCAUCGACAAUGAGCAACAACGGGAAGUUAUCCAGCUAAGAAGACAACAAGAAAACUUGAGAGCUGUACUGAUUCCGUUACGGGAAUGUGACUGGCCAAAUCGUUUACAGCAUGAGCGUAUAGAGUUGCAAAAAAUUACUACAUCUAUCAACGAAUUUAAGCAAAAGUUGGAUGCCAUCACACAUGAAAUUAAAUUGCGAACUGAUGAAGAGCUUAAAUUAGAAUGCAACAUAAUGGCGAUGGAAGAGGAGCUGCGAGAGCUGGAAGAUGAUGUCGACAUUGCGAUAUAUUCCGAGAACAACUACUGAAUAAUGCUAUACUUCACUUCGCUACACUGAAGUAACUGAUGAAGUGUGUAUAUUUAUUGAUUUCUAGAGCUUUUAUUCGUAUGGAAAAUAAUUAGUGAUGUACAGUGAUACAUUUCAG